CACGCACACACACACACACACACACACACACACACACACAAACACCAUCCAUCUCAUCGACCGUCGCUUCAGCAUCAGCGUCGGCUUCGGCUCUAUCCUCUUCACCUCUACUCACUUUGCCAGAAUGUACGGAUCAGUGAUAUUGAUCCUCGUGCUCCUGAAUAUUGGAGUUGCCGAGGCCGUGGAUAAUUUAUGUUAUAUCCUUGAUGGGAUUUUGAUUAUCUAUGGCAUUGUGCUGACGAUCCUCUACUGCAGAUUGAGGCUGCGGUCAGGAAAUAAUGUGACAAAUGAAGAGAAACCAGACGGCAUCUACCAGGGUUUGAAACAUAAAAAUCAGGACACCUAUGAGACGCUCGACGUGAAGAAGAAACCUUUGGCAUAAAAUGACAUUUUUAAUCUGUUUUCUGAUUUACAGCACACCCGUCUGUCUAACAAGCAUUCCUUUUCUGUUUUACACAUGUAGAUCUGUUUUAUAUUUUGCUGACUAAUAUAUUUUCUUUUUCCAUUUCGUUAUACAGCUUGUUUUUCCCUAUUUGUUUGCAUUCAUACUAUUCAUUUUUACAUCACAUAACUAGAAGUGAAUCACUGUAUAAUUACGAUCUAGCAGACAUAAUUAUAUAAUUAUGUCAAUUAUAAUGAAAUCACAGUGCUAUUAAAUAUUAGUAAUUUGCUUGAAGACCGAAGGUGAUGAAUGUGCAGAUAGACACCUUCAAAAAAAGAGUUCAAAUCACUGAUAAGAACAAAUAAAUUAUUAAGGGGGAAAAGUC
Messenger RNA from Tachysurus vachellii, 767 nucleotides. RefSeq names its product Fc receptor, IgE, high affinity I, gamma polypeptide like (gene fcer1gl). Gene Ontology annotation, molecular function: IgE receptor activity. The transcript has 5 exons. Gene Ontology annotation, biological process: cell surface receptor signaling pathway. Gene Ontology annotation, cellular component: membrane; Fc-epsilon receptor I complex. The coding region runs from base 125 to 382 and encodes 85 amino acids. The record is from RefSeq and is a predicted model, not a curated record. Lineage: Eukaryota; Metazoa; Chordata; Actinopteri; Siluriformes; Bagridae.